This is a messenger RNA of Sorex fumeus (smoky shrew), 1228 nucleotides long. It is a transcript of the gene HTR7, whose product is annotated as 5-hydroxytryptamine receptor 7. The record is from RefSeq and is a predicted model, not a curated record. Gene Ontology annotation, molecular function: neurotransmitter receptor activity; G protein-coupled serotonin receptor activity. Gene Ontology annotation, cellular component: dendrite; plasma membrane. The transcript has 2 exons. Gene Ontology annotation, biological process: circadian rhythm; smooth muscle contraction; chemical synaptic transmission. NCBI's taxonomy places the organism in Eukaryota, Metazoa, Chordata, Mammalia, Eulipotyphla, Soricidae. Bases 1 to 1227 code for a protein of 408 amino acids.
AUGCCCCAUCUGCGCCUCGACGGCGCCGAGGAGGUGGCGAGCUCCACCUUGCUGCCGCAGCUGCUGAACGAGGUGGCCAACGCCACCGAGACCCCAGCCCCGACCUGGGACCCACCCACAGACAAUGCCUCGGGCUGCGGGGAGCAGAUCAACUACGGCAGAGUCGAGAAAGUUGUGAUCGGCUCCAUCCUGGCGCUGAUCACGCUGCUGACGAUCGCGGGCAACUGCCUGGUGGUGAUCUCGGUCUGCUUCGUCAAGAAGCUCCGCCAGCCCUCCAACUACCUGAUCGUGUCCCUGGCCAUGGCCGACCUCUCGGUGGCCGUGGCGGUCAUGCCCUUCGUCAGCGUCACCGACCUCAUCGGGGGCAAGUGGAUCUUCGGGCACUUCUUCUGCAACGUCUUCAUCGCCAUGGAUGUCAUGUGCUGCACGGCCUCGAUUAUGACCCUGUGUGUGAUCAGCAUCGACAGGUACCUUGGGAUCACCAGACCCCUGACCUACCCCGUGAGACAGAACGGAAAAUGCAUGGCGAAGAUGAUCAUCUCUGUCUGGCUGCUGUCGGCUUCCAUCACUCUGCCUCCUCUCUUCGGAUGGGCCCAGAACGUCAACGACAACAAGGUGUGCCUGAUCAGCCAGGAUUUCGGCUACACCAUCUACUCGACCGCCGUGGCGUUCUACAUCCCCAUGUCCGUCAUGCUCUUCAUGUAUUACCGCAUCUACAAGGCUGCCCGCAAGAGCGCCGCCAGGCACCGCUUCCCCGGCUUCCCCCGCCUCGACGGGCCCGAGGGUGCUAUCUCCCUGCACAACAUGGGAAAGCUGAAGGAUGUGGAGGAGUGCGCCAACCUGUCCCGGCUCCUCAAGCACCAGCGGAGGAACAUCUCCAUCUUCAAGCGGGAACAGAAAGCUGCGACCACCCUGGGCAUCAUCGUUGGAGCCUUCACGAUUUGCUGGCUGCCCUUCUUCCUCCUCUCUACGGCUCGGCCCUUCAUCUGCGGCACGGUGUGCAGCUGCAUCCCGCUGUGGGUGGAGAGGACAUUCCUGUGGCUGGGAUACGCGAACUCUCUCAUUAAUCCCUUUAUCUAUGCCUUCUUCAACCGCGACCUGAGAACCACCUACAAGAGCCUGCUCCAGUGCCAGUACCGCAACAUCAACCGUAAGCUCUCCGCUGCAGGCAUGCACGAGGCGCUGAAGCAGGCAGAGAGGCCUGAACGCCCCGAGUUCUUGCUCUAAG